UUUCGCUCCGAUAUCUUUACCUAGUUGACCUAUUUCGAUCUGGUACUUCAAAUCAAAUCUUACUUCUCUUGUGUAAAAUCUAUAGAAAUAAGCUUUUCAUUACUACUCUUAACUAUUCUUAUUGUAAAUAUGGAAGCAAUAGACGCUAACGAAUACUUAAUACAAUUCUUAGGAAGUAUUGAUAAUCUUCCUUCAGAAAUACAUUAUCACUUCUCUGAACUAACAAAUAAGGACCAAGAAAUUGAACAAUUGACAGAAAGAAUCGACCGUCGUAAGAGGCGUUUGUGGAAUUUGUAUGAUGGUCUUCCUAUAGAUGAAGACAGUGAUUGUUCUGUCGUUGAAAGUGUUUAUGAAGAUGAUGAAGAAGAUGAGGAUUCUAAUAGUGAUGAUGAUCGUUACAACGAAGAUCAAGAUGGAGAACAAAUUAUUAAGAAAAAGCGACGUCGAGUAACACGUGUUGUUACAGAAUUUGAAGAUGAAGAAAUGCUUAAAGAUAAAAUAAUUAAAGAUUAUGUGAGAGCUUCGCAAUUGCAAGAUGAGAAGAUUGAACUUGCCAACAGGGCCUUGGCACUGGUCGAUAGACAUAUUAAACGCCUCGAUGAAGAUUUUGAUAGCUUGUUUCCACAGCACAAUCUUCGCGAUUCAUCGACGUCAACCCCUGCAAGCCCUGGCAGAGUCGAUUCUUCGACUUUUUCCGCAUCUCAAACAAUAGCUCAGUCAAGUACUUCUGCUUCAACACAUGCGACCGCUCGAAAUGCGGCAUACUCAUCAGUAUCAGCUACAUCAUCUAGUUUUCCAUCCGCGACAUACGAUUAUAAUAAAGGACUAUAUUCAAGUGCUGACUCUGAUGAAGGACAAAUUUCGUUGCCAAUGCUUCCCAACCCGUCGAGCUCCUUAACUCGAUCAAAUAAAGCUUUAACAAGCGGCGCAAAUAACGGAAGGCGUCGAAAACAGAAUAAUAUUCAGGGCAGCACUACUUCAUACGCAACGAAUAUCGAAACUGUGGUUAACAAUAGAAAUAUUAAAUUACGAGGACCUAAUGAAGAUCUCGUAUCCUCGUCGAUUACAGAUUCAAGUGGCAUUAAUGGUACCAACCUUUUGGAUCAAGAUGACUCAGCAGCGGCGUAUGAUAAUUCGCUAGUUUCUGAAGGUAACACUUUCUUGUCCAACUAUAUACCGGCAGUGGAUCCAAACGAACCGGUGUAUUGCUUCUGCCGUCAAGUGAGUUUUGGGGAAAUGAUAGGUUGCGACGGAGAGAAUUGUCCCUUCGAAUGGUAUCAUAUCGAUUGCGUUGGGCUCUCCGCUGUUCCAGAAGGCAGAUGGUAUUGUGACCAUUGUACUGGUAUGUCCAGCCAGAAGAAAAGGAAGAGGGGGCGUCCUGCAGCAGGAACAGUAUCGUAAAGAUUAGAUCUGGUUUCCUUGAUCCUCUCCUGAAUGCGCCUUAUACAUUUUAUUUAUCCGAUUUUAUAUUUCCUUCCUUUAAUUUUGAGAAAAAAUAAAUCUGAGAAAUCACACUCAGUAAUAGCUAAUCAUUACCCACCCCACCAAGACCUCCUACAACAUUCGACAAAAAUCUUCUCCAAAUAAAGAGAAGUUAAAUUAAGUCGUCGAAAUUGUAAUCUCGACGAUAUCUAUCAGAGACAUUGAUUAAACCGUUUUAGGAACAGAUUUAUGAUAAUAAUUUCAAAUUAAUCCCAAAUUAGCAAAAAUUAUUUACAUAAUAUGUAACAUUUAAUAUCAUUUAUAAUAUUCGUUUCCUGUUUGGCAUGUCACGUUACUGCUUAAUACCGAAGAAUUAAAUAUUUCGAAUGGUUUUUACAAAA
Molecule: messenger RNA, 1823 nt
Organism: Rhizophagus irregularis DAOM 181602=DAOM 197198
Lineage: Eukaryota; Fungi; Glomeromycota; Glomeromycetes; Glomerales; Glomeraceae
Source: RefSeq, a predicted model, not a curated record